AUUGGCACGGUAUUUUUCAGCAUCAGUCCAAUUGGGCCUGACGGAACCGCAUGGAUUACCCAGUGCCCCAUCCAACCCAACGGAAGCUUCUUACACAGGUUCACUGUACCGGACCAAGCUGGGACGUACUGGUAUCACUCGCACGUGCCGACUCAAUACUGCGAUGGAUUAAGGGGACCGCUGGUUAUCUAUGAUCCAGACGAUCCCCUUGCUGAUAUGUAUGACGUCGAUGAUGAAUCGACCCGUUAUCGUGCUUUCUGAUUGGUUUGUCCUUGACACUUUGUAAUGUUUGCCUUGAUUCAUACCGUCUUGCAUAGGUACCACGAGCCCUCUCCUUUGUUGUACAAUAGUCCCCCCUUUACGCCGGAUUCCUCAUUGAUCAACGGACUCGGACGUUAUCCAGGUGGUCCCGCUUCACCACUCGCCGUUUUUAAUGUCACACAGGGGCAAAGGUAUCGGUUCCGGAUCAUCGGGGCAUCUUGCGAUGCAUGGUUUAACUUCACGAUUGACGGCCAUGAUAUGACGAUUAUUGAAGCAGACGGCAACGAAGUGGAACCAGUGGUCGUUGACUCACUUGCAGUUUAUGCUGGCCAGCGCUACUCGGUUGUCGUUACUGCUGAUCAACCCGUGGACAACUACUGGAUCCGAUUUGUGUCCGAUUUCCCUAAUCAGACUUUUGACGGAGGGCUAAACUCAGCCAUUCUGAGGUAUAAUGGCGCACUCAUUCAGGACCCCACGACGGAUCCAGGGCCAUAUGUUCUGCCGUUUGAUGAAAGUGCCCUUCAUCCUCUUCAAGGCAGUGGUGUGCCCGGUAUCCCUGGGCAAGGUAACGCGGACGUCAAUAUUAACCUCAUCACUGGUCUCAACGCUGCGGGACUUUUCACUGUCGAUGGCGUCAGCUUCGUUGACCCUCCACUUCCCGUACUCCUUCAAAUUCUUAGCGGCGCUCAGAAUGCUUCACAACUGCUUCCCAACGGGAGUGUCUAUGAGUUACCAGCCAACAAGACGAUCGAAAUUAGCAUUCCAGCAACUGAUCUCAACCCGGGGGGUGCACUGGGUGGUCCGCACCCUAUGCACCUCCAUGGGCACGCAUUUGAUGUCGUCCGUGUUGCGGGCAAUAGCACAUACAACUACAUAAAUCCGGUGAGGAGGGAUACAGUCUCGAUUGGCAGCCAAGCACAGAACGACAAUGUAACAAUUCGCUUCUCCACCAAUAAUCCUGGCCCUUGGUUUUUCCAUUGUCACAUUGAUUGGCACCUUCACAGUGGAUUUGCUGUUGUCAUGGCGGAAGCCCUCUCGGCAACCAAAGCUCAAGAGAGUAAAGCCACUCCAGAGUAUUGGUAUCAACUGUGCUCCUCACAAGGCGUCGUAGCUUAAGUAUAUAUCAUUAUUCUUUUCAGUAGUACUAGCGCGCAUUACACCACUCAGAUGCUGUCCGUGCUGUUACGAUAUGCCGGGUUAUCGUAAUUUUGCUCUUGAUUUACUGUCGGACAUUUCUCGUUGCUGCCCUCGCGCCCGCAGAUAUCCUGUGAGUACGGGAAGUGAAUACGGGAGGUUCAAUGACUGCGUUCCAU
Pisolithus orientalis is the source of this 1574-nucleotide messenger RNA. Its product is annotated as Cupredoxin. The record is from RefSeq and is a predicted model, not a curated record. NCBI's taxonomy places the organism in Eukaryota, Fungi, Basidiomycota, Agaricomycetes, Boletales, Pisolithaceae. The transcript is spliced from 7 exons. Bases 286 to 1377 code for a protein of 363 amino acids. Gene Ontology annotation, molecular function: oxidoreductase activity; copper ion binding.